GCGCUGUGGAGAGUCGCGGACUUGCACGACUGCAGUGCGUGAUCCCGGGACCGGGGCCUCCAGCCGCAUUUGCAAUGCUGAUGGGUGAGCGUAAGGAACGUUGAGAAGACGCGCACCGAUCGCAUCUCACCUCGACGCCCGUCCCAAGGGACGAGCUUAGGACCACAGCAGAAGGAGGUCAAAGGCGAGCUCAGGGCCACAGCGGAGGGGGUCAGAGGUGAGCUCAGGAGGCACAGAGAAAGGGGGUCAGAGGCGAGCUCAGAGCCACAGCGGAAGGAGGUCUCGGAGGUGAGCUCAGAGGCACAGCGAAAGGGGUACAGAUGCGAGCUCAGCUUUCUUGAGAGCUCUUAUCUCACCUUUUGCAGCCAAUUUUUUCCUCCAUAUGUAUGGUUCAUAUAACAUUUCUCACAACAAGCGGUUCGAGUAAUGUAUUCGUUCGUCACUGCUGGCUCACGGGCAACGAACAAACGGAUGAAUGAAUGACGGGUGCCGGACGCCGCUCACGCAGGGCACGUGCGCGUUUCGCCGUUUUACUUAAAAUACUCGCCGGCGGUGGCUGAGCGAGCAGCGGGUGGUUUUGACGAUAAGAAAAUGCGCAGUUGCUAUCCGGUAGACACAGAUUAUGCUUCUAUGAGACGGUUGAAAGAAUGACAAAUAAAAGGACUAAUACAUUUCACAUACAUUUCCACACAUUUUGUGCUCUUUUUCAACAGUGCAAGUUGUAGCUUGGUUUUGUGAGGCCAUGUCACUGCAGUGUUACAGUCCGCUGUUCUGUGCUGAUGACCGCUAUUCUGUGCUGACGACCACUAUUACGUGUUGACAACCGCUGUUCUGUGCCGCUGUUCUAUGCUGAAGGCCGCUGCUUUGUGCUGAUCGCCGUUCUGUGCUGAUCACAGCUGUUCUGUGCUGACGACCACUUCUUUGUGCUGACGAUCGCUGUGUUGUGCUGACGACCACUAUUCUGUGCUGACGGCUGCUGCUCUGUGCCGAAGACCGCUGUUCGGUGCUCAUGACCGCUGUUUUGUGCUGACCACCUUUGUUCUGUGCUGACGAUCGCUGCUCUGUGCUGACGACCGCUGUUCCGUGCUGAUGAUCACUGUUCUGUGCUGACGACCGCUGCUCUGUGCUGACAACUGUUGCUCUGUGCAUCAGUUUCGGAGGCGGACACCUGUCGGCGGGCGGGCCGGUCGCUGCUGCAGAUCCUGCUGUUGGUCCUGCUGCUCUACCUGUUCGUCUGCGUCCUCGAUCUCCUGGCCAAGUCCGUGCGGCUCAUCGGAGGGCAGGACAGCCAGUGAGUGUCACUGGUAGUGUCAAACAAUGUCAGUGUCAGGGGGGAACGGAGCAGCUCCACAAGGGAAUGGAUCAAUUUUUAAGGCCGUUCAGCGCACUGCAAAUGUAAGGCCUAUCAAUCAGUCAGUCAUGAAACAAAUGCAAAUAGCCGUCGUUACGUAUUGGGAGCUUUGAAGCAAUGAAGUCAACUAGUUUUUCAUAAGAUUUUGAGCAUAGCGCAUGGUCACAGACCAAGCCCAAUUUGUUUAGGUUUUUGUAAUCAAUCAUGUGCCGUGUCCAAAAUUGUAUUACAAAACUAUUCGGUUCCAAAAUGACCGCUAUGAUAAGGAGAUCAUGAUCACUUAUUUCAUGACUAACAGGACACAUUUAUGAUCAUUUAGUAAGAUCGAAGCGGCAACAUGUUCAUCCAUGCCAGCUGUGACACUGGUGAUGUUCAGAUUUAGAGUCAACUACGCAGCGCUGUUGCUGCCAUCAAAUGACCGGGUAACGAAGGCCAUAUGCAGAUAAGAACACGCGCGACUCCCAUAAGCAUGACGCGAGAUUCCGAGAUAAGCGUGAGGCUCUGGACCGGCUCCUGCUCUAACGGCACCGCGCAUGGGGAUCACUGUUAAAAAGUGGACCGACUCUCCGACUAGUGUGGAUCAAACACUGAUAGCAGUGAGGGCUGGCUUACUGCUAGCUUACUGUUAGUUUACUGCUGGUUUACUGCUACUUUCCUGAUAGUUUAACCACAGAAAUCGGACUGCCUCUGAGCGGUCAUUGUUGAACCGCAUUCGAUUCUGCUUUGCAUUCAAAGCUUGCUGGCCGUACAUUUUGGAAGCUGGACGAAGAGUUAAGGGCCCGGUCCGAAAGCAUGCAGAAAUCUACGCUACCAUCUGUGGCCGUCGCGUCAUCGUAUACGAAAUGUUGCUUCAGGGCCGGCUUUUGAUGAGCCGUGACCAUAAGUGAGGCAUUGAUCCAUAGCCGCCUAUUGGUGACCUGCGAUGUCUGGCUUCAGGCGGCAUGUUUGCCUUAGAUUGGGUGUUGCUGACCUGUGACGCUUGACUUCAGGUGGCCCGUUUGCCUAGGGUCGGGAUGUGAUGACCUGUGGACCUGUGGCUGCAGGCGACAUAUUUGCACAGGGCCGGCUGCUCAGUAACCCGGUGGUGGAUCUGAUGCUCGGCUGUGUCUUCACGCUGCUUGUCCAGAGCAGCUCCAUCUCCACCUCCAUCGUCGUCUCCAUGGUGGCCGCCGACGUUCUCUCCGUGCGCAUCGCCAUACCGAUGGUGAUGGGCGCCAACAUCGGCACCAGCAUCACCAACGACAUCGUGUCCCUCACGCAGUUCCCGGAUCGGCAUGUGUUCGAGCGGGCGUUUGGCGGCGCCUGUGCGUACGACAUGUUCAACCUGCUGAGCGUACUGGUCAUGCUGCCACUGGAGCUGUUUAUACAGGCUGUCAACCCCGGCGGCGAGGGUUACCUCGAAUAUCUGACGUCAGUGAUCUUGAACGCGACGAGGUUCCGGACGACAACCAAGUACCGCAUCCGGGUACUGCAGACCAUCACUAGGCCGCUAACGGAUCGGAUGGUGCUGCUGGACGAGGCCGUGCUGGAGGAGUGGGUUCACAACACCACCAACGUCUCGGACAACUCCCUCAUCGUCAGGGACUGCGGACAGGAGCACGACGCGCCAAGCUGUGCGUCCCUGUUCAGCUUGACCACAUUGAGGGAUGACCACGUGGGCAUCAUCCUCUUGUUCGUCUCUCUCUUCCUCAUGUCACUCUGUCUGUUCUGCAUGGUCAAGAUGUUCGUCUCCGUGCUGAAAG
Molecule: messenger RNA, 3093 nt
Organism: Pollicipes pollicipes
Lineage: Eukaryota; Metazoa; Arthropoda; Thecostraca; Pollicipedomorpha; Pollicipedidae
Product: sodium-dependent phosphate transport protein 2B
Biological process (GO): sodium-dependent phosphate transport
Cellular component (GO): membrane
Molecular function (GO): sodium:phosphate symporter activity
Source: RefSeq, a predicted model, not a curated record